AUGAAUCUGCUAAAAAAAGCAACUAAUGUAUUUUGUUCAAUUCCAGAACAUAAAGAAGUAGAUCAAAAAAUUAUUCAUUUAUGUCUCGAUUAAAAGUGUCAAAUAUCAAAAAAGUCAUUAUGUGGUUUAUGUUUAGGAGAGGAACAUUUUGGACAUAAAUCAAUUAGUCUUUCUAAUUUAGAUACUCUAAUAAAAAAUGAAUGGAGUAGAGAAAUAAAAUAGUAUAAUCAAAAAAACAAAGAUCUCACAGAUUCUAUUCAAAUGAGCAUAACAGCUAUUCUAAAUAAAAUCAAAUUUGUUAAAGAAUCAAUAUCAAAUUUUAUAAAUUAAGAAAUUCAAGAAAGUAAAGUUUGUAUUAUAAAACAUAAAUACAUUGAUUAAUAAAAUCUUACUGAAAAAGAUUUCGAAUAAUUAGCAAAAGACAUAAAUAAUAUUAUUUAUUAUCGAGAAGGGAUUCCUGAUUUUAAACCAAUAGAUUAUGAACCAUCAGAUAAGUUAUAAUGCUUAGCAAAUAGGUUAGUUUUUGAUGCAGCCAUAUUUUGUAAAGAUAUUACAUUAGUUUCAAAAGCAAAUAUAAUACAUUAGAGUUUUACAGAAUAAGUAUAAGAAUUAUUGUAUUAAAUUUAAAAUCUAACAAAUUUAAUAGAACGUCCUCUGAGUCAGAUAAUUUAGAGUAAGAGGAUUUUUGGACAUGAUAAAAGUGAUACUUAAUCAAAUCAGAGAUUAGAAUUAGAUCAAUAUAGUUAAUUAGAUACUUUUGGUCAGAUAUAGUUUUGUAUUUAGAAAUAAUUGAAAUUAAAGAGUUUAGAAAUGAAAGGUUUCGUUAAAGUUUAUGAUGAAGUGUUUAAUAAACCAUUUACUCAAACACACAUAGAAUUAAUAAAGCUUAAAUGUAAUUAAUAAUCAUAAAUUUGCAUUGGGGGAGUAAGCAUAAAGGAGCCAGAUUAAUUUAUAUUAUGUGCAAUAGAUAAUGCUUAUGAAUUCUAUACAGAAACUUAAAGUUUACAUUUGGCAAGAAAAAGUAGGAAUGGUUAAGUUUAUUGGUAUUAUAUACGAAAUAGAUGUAUUGGGUUUAGUCCAAUGAGUAAAAUUGAUCUUAAGUUUCCUGAUGUAGAUAAUGAGGAAGGAGAUUUAAGAUUCUCUUUAUGGUUAUUUCAUGGAUAAGGUGGUUAUCGAAUAGGUAAAUUAGAAAGUCUGGAAUAGAGUGUUGACUAUAAAUGUGUGAUUUAUUUAAAAAAAUGAAUUAAAACUUACAGAGACACUUAUUUAUUGCAUUACUUUCUAUUAAUCUAAAAUAAAUUUGUAUUACAGCAAGAAAGGAGC
Messenger RNA from Paramecium sonneborni, 1323 nucleotides. Lineage: Eukaryota; Ciliophora; Oligohymenophorea; Peniculida; Parameciidae. The record is from the annotation of a GenBank genome assembly.